GUUCAGAGUAUGGGAGAUGGGACGGACUGAUUGCACCAUACCAGGUGUUGAAGAGGGGUGAGAGGGGGACCUGGAUAGAUUAGCAACCAAAGCAGACAUCUCUUUCUCUCCACACCAGCAAUGUGUGCUAACUAGUAUCCGUCUGGAAGUGUUUUGUCCACAGUGAUCCACACAGUUUUGGGAAACAGCAGCCGCGACAGUGAGUGUGACCGUGGGGGCAGGCAAACUAUAAUGGAGAUGGAGCCACUCACAGUACUUCUCUGGGGUCAUGAAUUGUGUCCUCCCCUCACCUUUGUGUAAUCUGACCACCUGGAUUUCAGCCCCACCCUCACCUAUGCCUGCAGGACCAUGGGUAGUGUCAGCAGCCUCGUCAACGGGAACAGCCUUAACAGCAAACACUGCAAGGCGUCUGAACAUAGGUUAAGAAAGGGAACAAAUUCUCAUAGAAAGAGUGGAGGCUGCAGCCUUGACGAGCUACUGAGGUGCGGCUUCUCUCAGGGCUCCUCGUCCACCUCUCAUCCCUCAAAAGGCCUGUCCCACUCCCGGUCAGGGCGGAGUGAAGAUUUUUUUUACAUCAAGGUGAGCCAUAAACCAAGGUCAGUGUACCACAGAGGAGGACCAAUGGAAGAUCAUGCAGGAGGAAAGAACAGAGAAGGGGAAUCAGAUGGGCGACUGCAACCAAAACUGCUGCUCAUGUCAGGAAAAAUGACUGAGAGGACCUCUGCUGAGAAGUCAUUGGUCCGUUCUACUGCCUUCAAGCCUGUGAUUCCCAGGAGUACAUCCUCCUCAGACACAGGCCACAACAGCCUGGACCACAUUCUUUGUCCUCCGGAGAAAGCAAGGAGUCCAGACAUUAGACACAAGCAAGACACCUUCUCAGGAACUCUCUCUGACUCUGGACGCAACUCUAUGUCUAGCCUGCCCACCCACAGCACCAGCGGCAGCCUAAGUGCUUCCACAGGCCCUGUCAGUCACAGUGAUGGCACCUCAGCUCCCGCAAACAGCCUCAGCAAGGGAGUGCAACCCAAUUUCCCUCCAUGGGUCAAUGGGAAUAGCACUAACCUUGACUGUAGCUACAGGGCUGGUUUAAACAGCGAAGGGUUGGCAUCAAAGGCUAAUGGGGAUGCUGGCUCCCCACUUUCUGCAGAUGAGCCAAGCGCUCUCUCUGAAACUGCAGGUGGGAUUCGGUCCCCCAUUACUACAGAUGAGUCACUGAUUGAACGUUUGGAACAAAGGCUGAUGGAGAGAGAGACUGAACUGCAGGAGCUACAGGUGAGUUUUGAAGACAAGGAAGCAGACACCUGCCGGCUGUUUGAGGAAAGACAAAGGUACUGUGCUGAUGAGAUGGAGGGGCUGAAGCAGCGAUGUUCCACAAAGCUACGGCAAGUGUCCCAAAUGGCUGUAAAAACCCAACAAGCACUCCAACUGCAGGUCAGCCAGCUCCAGGCAGAGAAGGAGAGGCUUCAGGACGAUGUCUCAAACCUUACCCGAGAAAAGGAUCUUGUUGAGCUCAGGCUGCGGUCUUACGCGACAGAGAGUUCACAACUCGCUCCGACACUUGAGGAAACUCAAUGGGAGGUGUGCCAAAAGACAGGGGAGAUCUCACUGUUGAAGCAGCAACUGAGAGACUGCCAGGCAGACGUCAGCCACAAGCUGAACGAGAUAGUCAGCCUCAGGACGUCACUGAAGGAGAACACAGCAAAGAUGGAGAUGCUCGAGAGACAGAAUAAAGACCACAAGGACAAACUUCACUCCCGCACCAUAGAGGUUGAGGUUUGCCAAAAUGAACUCCAGCGCAAGAAGAAUGAGGCUGAUUUGCUGAGAGAGAAGGUGGGCAAACUGGAGACAGACAUUCAGGGAAUGAAACAGGAUCUGGCUAUGGCCAAAGAGCGGAGGCUGCAGCACAGUUUGCAACUUGAGGCCCAUGCCCAGACUGAGGCCUUGGGAAGGCUAAUCCAAGGCUCAGACUCCCUCGCCCAGGGCCAGGCGGAGGAGAACAGUGGACACAUCACCACAGAAUCACUCCAGAGAGAAGUGGAUAGACUGAAGCGGCAGCUCGGGGAGGAGAAGGAGGCACAGGAGAGGCUGACUAACAGCUUUGAGCAAGAGAGGCAAACAUGGAACAAGGAGAAAGACAGGGUCAUCAGGUACCAGAAGCAGCUCCAGAUCAAUUACAUGCAGGUGCACAAGAAGAACCAGGACCUGGAGAGGAUCCUAAAGGAGCUGACCGCUGAACUGGAGAGCCGGACAGAGCUUGGCAUGGACAUCACAUACACCUCAGGGUUACAAACAUAUGAUGACAUUAUUGCCACAGAGAUUUGAUGGGAGCACUCACACACGUUCAGCAAAAGUGAACUCGGCACUUGACUAUUUUUUCACCACAGAUAUUUAUGAUACUAUAACAGCUGGAGAGCAGUGUUUUACAAGGGUUAUUUAAUAGAGCAAUCUAGGAUAUCUUAGUCACACAAAAAAUAUAACAUUAAAAAAGGCUUUUUGUGAUGACACUGUUAGUACUUGUUUAAAACUAAAUGCUAAGUUAUUUAAUGCUCAAAUGAGAAUUUUAUUUUAUUAUUAUUAUUAUUUUAUUUCAUUUUUUACCAUGCUGUCUAACAGGACCACUCAUAGUUCAACUUGUGCACAAUAUUGUAGUUUAAACGCCAUUUAUUACUUGUUGGUUGACAGCUGAUUUAUCUAUUUCAUGAUUAAUGUCUGAUGGUAACACAUGAUAAGCAUGAUAGUGGCUUAACAUCUGUCCCUUCCAGCAUGGCAACUGACAGUGAUGUAUCAUCUGUUGUGAGUCUGGGUUCCUGAACCUUAUUAGACUUUGCCUUGCGUAUCCACGUUACUGUAUGCUCCUGCACUCUUCACUCAUAGAGGGUUUGUGCAUGGAAAACGGUUUGUAACCAUUUGAUGAGUCAUUUAAAACAAUACACAGGUCUUACGAUGUAAAUAUUUAUUAUAUCCACACCACUGUAAAAAGUGUUUUGCACUUCAAAAUACAUGUUAAAACCAU
This is a messenger RNA of Epinephelus lanceolatus (giant grouper), 3013 nucleotides long. RefSeq names its product leucine zipper, putative tumor suppressor 1 (gene lzts1). Gene Ontology annotation, biological process: regulation of dendrite morphogenesis; regulation of synaptic plasticity. The record is from RefSeq and is a predicted model, not a curated record. NCBI's taxonomy places the organism in Eukaryota, Metazoa, Chordata, Actinopteri, Perciformes, Serranidae. Gene Ontology annotation, cellular component: dendritic spine.